Molecule: messenger RNA, 249 nt
Organism: Gongylonema pulchrum
Lineage: Eukaryota; Metazoa; Nematoda; Chromadorea; Rhabditida; Gongylonematidae
Source: the annotation of a GenBank genome assembly
AUGACCGCUUCCUGGGUGAGCGAUCAGUUGCACACACUGCUGGGCUGUAGUGACCACACAACGGUACAGUAUAUUUUGGCGCUGGCACGUAAAUCCGUCGAUGCCGACGAGUUGUUGGAUCGUUUCCGGAGCACAGAAGCGAUGAAGGAUACGCCGGAGGUUCGGCGAUUCGCCAGCGAACUGAUGGCACAGGUACCACAUGCAGGUAAGCUCGUUUUUGCGCACCCUAUUCGCACAGACCUUAUUUAG